AAUAGAUGAUAUUGGUUAUGCUAUCCUUCAACCCGGGACCAUGAUCGCUCUCACAACACGUUGAUUCCAAUCAUCUCCGCCCUCCGGUGACUUCACCAUCUGUAUUUCACAUCACUGUCCAUGAUUCUGCCUAGUUCGAACAUCCAGUGCCGCCCUCAUCGCGAUCCCUGAUUUUUUGUCCUUUCAUUCCUCCGAGUGUCUCGACUACGAUUUCAGUCGAUCCCCAUCGGGCCGUACCUGGCGAUCCUUCAAAUUUCCGCCGCGCCCUCGACUUCACAAUAAUGCCCACCUCACAACGAUCCGCGUCACCCGCAAGCCCGGGGCACGCGCGCCGACGCUCCUCCGCAUCGCAUCGCAGGCACCCGUCCUCUUUAGACCUAUCACGAAUCACGCCGCAAAGACGGUCAUCGAAAUCCUCGUUUCAGUAUUCCCCGAUCACUCCCCGAAGCGGACAUGGCAUGCGGGAUAGCAUGACCUUCGACACCCUGGAUACAACUGGCGAUGGCGAUAGAGCACGAACGGGUAGUGUGGUAGCGGAGAUGGGCGGCGGGAUGGAGAGUUUGGCGGAUGAGCUGGGCGAAUUUGGAGACGAGGGGUGGAGCGGGGAAGAUGAGGAUGAACUGGAUCUGGACGAUCUUACGCAGAGCGGGAUACUAGAAGAACCAGUCGAAGCCUCGAUGGGCUCGCAGGACCAUGAGAUGACAGACGCCUCGAAUAUGCUUGAAGGAGAUGGAAACGACGGAGCGCAAAACGCGGAACCAAAACCACCCGGUGGACUCCUCAAGCCUUCCACAUCGUCUAUAAAUCGAAGAGCUGCGGCGUACGAUGGCUCCGAAUAUGGCUCCGCGUCAGAGAGCGAUGGGGGCGUGCCCUAUCUGAUAUCCCGCGAUCUUGAGCGGGUGAUUCAAGAAGUUUGCACACUGGCCACGGUCGGGCAUCCCUUGAUGGCAACAUCGAACAUCGCGGGGUUAAAAGAUUCUGGUCCAGUCGACGAAGUUAUCCCUCGAGUGGUCGCGCAGCUUCAAAACCUUGGUAGCCAGGCCUCGGUCGAGACGGCGGUGGUCCGGCUUCUCACCACUCAUGCAGCACUUACCUCUCAUAUCACCCAUCAGACUCGGACCGUGGCAUCACUCACGUCCAGUAUUCUCUCGCCGCUCACCGUAUCGAUGCUUACCCCCGAGAUAUUGGAUGAGCUCACGGGGAUCAUCCCGGAGCUUAUCCGCGCUAUCCCCAACCCCUUCCCACUUACCGUGCAAGAGAACCCCGACCCCAACGGCAUACCCCCCGUACCUCAAUCCCCGCUCAUAAGCCUCCACAACCUAUCCCGCUCGACCGACUCUCUCCUGGGCGACUUGUCGCAUCUCUCCGAUCAGCUGUUCAUGUCGCGACAGACGUCACUCACGGCCACCCGACGUCUGGCUGCGGCCCGGCAACUCGUUGCACAGAUCCGAGAAGAGGCAGACCUGGGAGAAGAAGGCGUGCGGUGGAUCGAGAGCGGAAAGUGGGACGAGAAGCUUUCUCGGCGUUGGGCAGAGGGCGAAGUGAGAGGGGUGGUCGGAGGCUUCGAGCAAGUCUGCGAAGGCAUGAGGAGUAGGCUGGAGGCGCAGGUUGCGGUAUGACCUUGAUACUGGGUGCCUCUCGCGCUUCGGGUAAGAAUUGGGUUCCUUUACGACAUGAUACACCGGUAUAAGGCGUUCUAAAUGAUGGCAUAUGGGGAAGUCUUGGGCUCGGAUGGUACUAGGCCCUUGCCAGAGAUGCUUAUGAUAGACUCGAAGGAAGUUGAUACUUAGAAUAUGAUUUAUACGAUAUGUGCAUAUACAAAGGGAGUUGAUUGAAUAGGUAGAAUCGGCGUAGCUAAGGGCUGCUACGAUGUAAGAACUUGAUGGAGUUUUGAGUAUUAAUUAUUCCGGGA
This is a messenger RNA of Eremomyces bilateralis CBS 781.70, 1912 nucleotides long. RefSeq lists its product as uncharacterized. The transcript has a single exon. Bases 282 to 1619 code for a protein of 445 amino acids. Lineage: Eukaryota; Fungi; Ascomycota; Dothideomycetes; Eremomycetales; Eremomycetaceae. The record is from RefSeq and is a predicted model, not a curated record.